Triticum aestivum (bread wheat) is the source of this 1301-nucleotide messenger RNA. Its product is annotated as GLABRA2 expression modulator. NCBI's taxonomy places the organism in Eukaryota, Viridiplantae, Streptophyta, Magnoliopsida, Poales, Poaceae. The coding region runs from base 200 to 850 and encodes 216 amino acids. The transcript has 4 exons. The record is from RefSeq and is a predicted model, not a curated record.
AUAUCAUGGCAGAUGCGUGCCAUGUGAGCUGCCACCGUAGCUACUAGCUAGCCAGCCAUCGGGCGGAAGCAACCAGCCCAUUUCGACGAUCGCGAGAGUACAUAGCCGGCAGCGGCGGGCACGAGGUGGAACAUUCCGAGUUUCCAAGGCUCCAAGAAGAAGAAGAAGAAGCGCGGGCCGUUCUGCUGCGGAUCCCGUGAUGCAGGCGCCCUCCGGGAGAACGUGGUCGCCGAUGGCGACGGAGGCCAACCCCUACGCCAUGCCGGCGCCGGCGCAUAAGAGCACCAAGGAGACGGUGAAGAACGCGCUGUCGCUGUGGGGGCGGAAGGUCGGCGAGGCGAGCAGGAAGGCGGAGGACCUGUCGCGCAACACAUGGCAGCACCUUCGGACGGCGCCUAGCAUCACGGAGGCGGCCGUGGGGAGGAUCGCGCAGGGGACCAAGGUGCUGGCGGAGGGCGGCCACGACAGGAUCUUCCGGCAGGCCUUCAGCGCCCCGCCGGACGAGCAGCUCCGCAAGUCCUACGCCUGCUACCUCUCCACGUCCGCCGGCCCGGUCAUGGGGGUCAUGUACCUCUCCACCGCCCGGGUCGCCUUCUGCAGCGACACCCCGCUCUCCUACGAGGCCCACGCCGGCGACAACACGGAAUGGAGCUACUACAAGGUGGCGAUCCCUCUGCACCGGCUGAGGGCGGCGAUCCCGUCGGCCAGCAAGCUCAAGCCGGCGGAGAAGUUCAUCCAGCUCGUGUCGGUGGAGAACCACGAGUUCUGGCUGAUGGGCUUCGUCAACUACAGCAGCGCCGUCGUGCACUUGCAAGAAGCCCUCAGCGGCUUCCACAAUUUGCAAGCAUGACCACCGCGACCAGCAUCGCACACGCCUGCGGUCUGUGGUACUGGUGUUUUGGCCAAUCGUCAUGCGUGGGAGUGUUUCUGCAAUUCCUACUGUUUUCAUGUAUUUUUUUGGUGGUGCAGAGGAGCCGAGUAAUUGCAGCAUGCUGUUUACUGAGAGCAUUCACAGGAUCGUGACAAUAUUAUUAUUUAGCGGGGAAGGUCGUGACAAUAUUGAUGCGAGCAAAAGUUUGGAAAUCAUUGUAUCCACAUAAUGUCCUUUGCAGACAAAAAAUACUUGGGAAUUAAAAGUUAAAAAAAUUACAUGGUUAGGAACUUCCCUCGCUGUGUCCACAAUGGCAAUUGGGGCCCCUCCCAAAGCAGCAGGAUGCCCCCAUGGGUGCCGUUGGGCGGACGUUGCGCAAACCUCCGCGGUCAUAAUCUCUGAGUUUUGUCUUUUGGCAACUGUGCACAUU